AUGCCUCCGGAUGUGGAUGAGCUAACAGAUGAAGAGCAAUUCGAUGAUGAUAAUUUGGGUACUCCAGUUGUAUCAGAUGUUGCAGGUACAUUAGAAAUUACAAUGCCAGAUGAUAAUGAUAACCCUAUUAUUUCGGAUAAGAAAAAGGAAAACAAUUCCCGUAAACGUAAAAGAGAGUCAAUUGUAUGGACGAAUGAAAGCCCGGCUUACACAUUUGGGAAUUUGGAAAAUUUGUCCAAGAGAAAUUCUGAUAUUUUAAUAGCGCAAACUAAUAAUAUGAGUCCAGUUGAGCUGUUUGAAGAAUUUUUUACUGAAAGUGUUUAUGAUAUGAUCGUAGAGGAAACUAAUCGAUAUGCUCACGAAAUGAAAAAUAAAUUGAAUUAUAAUGUGACUAAAGAUCAAAUAAAAACAUUUAUAGGAUUUCUGAUACUUUCGGGCUAUCAUACUUUACCCAGUGAACGGGACUACUGGGCAGAAGCAGAUGAUUUAGGAGUUUAG
Molecule: messenger RNA, 498 nt
Organism: Stegodyphus dumicola
Lineage: Eukaryota; Metazoa; Arthropoda; Arachnida; Araneae; Eresidae
Product: piggyBac transposable element-derived protein 2-like
Source: RefSeq, a predicted model, not a curated record